AUGAGCACCUUUACAAGCGGAUUUGGAGCAUCUUCAGGCACGGGGCUUAAUACCCCAAAACCUGCAAUAGGUUUUGGGCAACCAACAGCCACUGGGGGGUUUGGCCAACCGCAGCAACAGACGACAGGAGGAUUCGGACAGCCACAGCAACAGACGACUGGAGGUUUUGGACAGCCGCAGCAACAGGGUGUUGUAGGCUUUGGCCAACCGCAGCAGCCAGCUACCGGAGGCUUUGGGCAACCACAACAACCAGCUGCUGGGGGCUUUGGUCAACCCCAGCAACAAACGGCUGGAGGAUUUGGACAGCCACAGCAGCCGGCUGUUGUAGGCUUUGGCCAACCGCAGCAGCCAGCUACCGGAGGCUUUGGUCAACCCCAGCAACAAACGACUGGAGGAUUUGGACAGCCACAGCAGCCGGCUGUUGGGGGCUUUGGCCAACCAGCGGCUACUGGUGGGUUCGGGCAAGUCACCCCCGGUACGCAACUAGGAGCCGCAGGGGGGUUUGGUGCGGCAAAGUCUGGAGGCUUUGGUCAAACUGGCACCGGAUUCGGACAGCCACAACAGCCGGCUACCGGAGGUUUUGGCCAGCCACAGCAUCCAGCUUCCGGCGGCUUUGGCCAACCACAACAACCGGCUGUUGGAGGAUUUGGCCAACCCCAGCAACAGGCUACCGGAGGAUUUGGCCAACCCCAGCAACAGGCUACCGGAGGAUUUGGCCAACCCCAGCAACCGGCUGUUGGAGGAUUUGGGCAGCCACAGCAACCGGCUACCGGAGGAUUUGGCCAACCCCAGCAACCGGCUGUUGGAGGUUUUGGGCAGCCACAGCAACCGGCUACCGGAGGCUUUGGCCAACCAGCGGCUACCGGAGGUUUCGGGCAAGUUACCGCAGGUACACAACUAGGAGCCGCAGGGGGUUUUGGUGCGGCAAAGCCUGGAGGCUUUGGCCAGCCACAGCAGCCGACUACGAGAGUCUUCGGACAAGCCACCACCGGUACACAACCAGCCGCAGGGGGGUUUGGCGCAGCAAAGCCACUUGGUGGAUUUGGGCAACCUGGACCAAACCCCGGGUUUGGUACUACCGGAGGCUUUGGCCAGCCACAGCAACAGGCUACCGGAGGUUUCGGGCAAGUCACCGCCGGUACGCAACCAGCCGCAGGGGGGUUCGGUGCGGCAAAGCCCGGAGGCUUUGGACAAACUGGCACCGGAUUUGGACAGUCACAACAGCCGGCUACUGGAGGCUUUGGCCAACCACAGCAACCGGCCGUUGGAGGCUUUGGUCAACCGCAACAACAGGCUACCGGAGGUUUUGGCCAGCCACAGCAACAGGCUACUGGAGGCUUUGGCCAACCAGCGGCUACCGGAGGUUUCGGGCAAGUUACCGCCGCUACACAACCAGCCGCAGGGGGGUUCGGCGCAGCAAAGCCACUUGGUGGAUUUGGGCAACCUGGACCAAACCCCGGGUUUGGUACUACCGGAGGUUUUGGCCAGCCACAGCAACAGGCUACCGGAGGUUUCGGACAGCCCUUGGCCGCCGGAGGCUUUGGUCAACCCCAACAGCAGGCUACCGGAGGCUUUGGUACGCUUCAAAACACUAAUUAUCAAGCAGUAUCAGAUUUUGGCAAGAUUUCCCAAAACUUUUCUACUGGAGCUACCCUAAAUCAAGCACUUUCUUUUAUGAAUUUACCCGAUUUCAAUAUGAAGCCAUAUGGGGAAGCGCUUUUAGCAUCAUAUGACCGUAUCGAAUUAGAAAAACCAACAUCCAAAGAAACAACAGAGUUUACGCCUAUCGUCCCACAACCCAUUCGAUAUCAUUGGUUAACCCGUUGCCAGCAGCCACUUGAUUCUGAUAUCGGGAUCGAGCAGCAACCCGUACCGCUUUCGAUUAGUGCUAUCUCAUCUUCUGCGUUAAAGGCAAUACUGAAGCCACCCAUUCAACUCGGAACAGUCGGUAACGACAAAAAAGCUCUGCUUUUAGACGAACCACGUCCCAGGGUGGAUGAGUUAUCUUCUAACCAGGAUGCCAUGCGUGAGUCGAAUUCGAGAAACGUCUUUUCCACCCCAAACCUCUCCGCCCCAACCUGCGACAACUUCGAGUAUCGUACGGUCCCUUCGUUAGAGGAACUUUCAGUUUUGCCUCCGAACGAGCUUCGAAAUCUUAGUUCAUUGGAAGUUUCACGAAAGGAUGAUAAGGUUCGUAUCGAGUUCUGUGAGCCUGUCAAUCUGGUGCGCACUAAUAUUAGUGAUGUGGUUUCCAUGGAUAGGGACGGACGCGUACGAUUCAAUCCAAAGGGAGAUACUUCUUCCCACAAAGGGCUCAACGUGAAGGCCAUUGUAACUGUUAAUCGUGUCAUCAACAUGACUGAGGACCAGCUGCGUGAAACAUGCCGUGCGGAAGGAAGUCGAUUUAUCUCGUACCAGAAUAAUACAUGGCGGUAUGCCGUAAAUGAUUCCGAUGAAGCGAUCGGCACCUCUCUCUAUGAGAGGCCUAGCCAUCACCAGGCUAACCUUUCUAUUCAAAAGGGUGACGAUGACGACGAUGACAAUGACGAAGAUGUGGGCGUCACUUCACCAAAUCUUCAAACUAAUAACAAAGUUGACAGUAGUUGCGGAAUUGUUACCCAAGCGUUCUCUGGCGAGGUGGAACUGCCACUCAAAUCCACCCAGCUCAUUCCACCCGCCACCCUCAGCAGCGCCAAAAUCACUGUGAACAAGACCAUCCUCCCGUCGUUGCGGCCAUCACGGGAGCUAUCUUCAUUGAAUAAACAAGUGUUUAAGCUUCCAUAUGUACUACCUGUUAUGGGUAUUAAGAGCACAAAGCAAUCAGUAGCAACCAUACCUUAUUUUCCUAUGCAGGACUCCGAGCCCCCUGUGUAUUAUGUCAACUUUAAAAGUUCCGUUGUUCACGAAAAUUUUGUUUCAGGUUCGACCUUGAGGAAACAUUCGGGAAGUUCCAUGGUCUUGGCUCGUAGCUUUCGAGCUAAUUGGCACAUUUCCGGUCUUUUGGCAUAUCCGUCCUUUGCGGCUAUGCGAGAUGGAUUGGAAACGAAGCAAGAUGUCGAUGAGGUACAUGGAUCUAAUGUUGUUGUAGGUUACCCUUUUAGAUGGACGACGCCUUCAACCAAACCUCUGACGGCGUGUCUGAUCUCCGUGCUUCGCUUGUUAACUCGCUACAUGUGGGUGUUGUCAAAUUCAAAUCAUUUUAGUGGGACCAAGGUAAAGGCUGCAUCACAGAAGGAUCACUACGGGUUGCUGCAUAUUUCUCUGUCUCGGGAAAAGUCCUCCAUGAUGUUAUCCAAGGAGAAACUGGAGGAGAUCCUCUCUAUUGUUGCCGAGAAGUCGUCUCACAAAGCUUCUCUCUCACCUACUGAGUUUUGCUCCUUAAAGCAGUGCCAAUCUGUGAUCGGGCUGAUGAGCGCGCUCUACGCCUUGCCCGAGUACGAUGAAGCGCUUCCCAACGCACAGGAUGAGGCUCGUUAUCUGAGGCAGCUCAGGCGACGCGAACUAAGCAAUUGGCUUUCUAACGAGCUGCAUGAUUUGGUCAACCGCAGUAGUGGUGUUUAUCCUUCCCGGUCGGAGGAGUUGGUGCAGAUCAUUCUUUCUCAUAAGCUCAAAGAUGCAAGUCGACUUGCCGAGGAUCUGAACGAAAGUACCCUCGCUCGUGUGAUCGGUGUUUGUGGGGACGGUAAUCAGUUCGAGCAGUACGUGGAAAUGGCCAGGGAGGGCUUCCCUAACGGUUCUGUGGUUCGUGAUCGAGUUGUGAGCUUACUCGCUGGCAAGGUUGAGACAUUUAUACAGGAGGAUGAAUACACGUUUGAAAAGCGUUCUUCACAAGGUAGCGAUUCUAUUGUGGCUCAUCACAACGCCGCCACGUGGAGGCAGCUUCUGGGUAUUUUUGCCUUUUAUGGCUGCCGACCUGACACGUCCGCGGAGGAUAUCAUUCGUGAAUUUAUGAACCGUCUUCGGACCUCCCCCCGCCGCGCCAAAUCCUUACCAUUCUACGCCGAGAAGCUUCACGGUGAGGCCUUGGAGAGCCGCCGGGGUCGGGAUGCUGUGCGUCGUGGCCACGCCUUCCCCGACGCCGCGUUUCUUCUUCUGAAGGGCUUCCUGGAGGGUGGGGCGCCCCCGGCCUCCGGCCUGCACCCGCACGCCUCAAGUUAUUCCUCCACGGACUACCUCAGCCCUUUUCUUCUGCUCUGCGCCGUGCGCGCGCUGCCGCUGCCGCGGGGCCGGCCCUACAAAGACGCCGAGACCGCUGUCCUCCUCGGCCUCGCGGGCCAGCUGGAGAUGAGCGGGGAAGGAUGGUUCUGGGCGCUGCUGCCGCUCCACAUGAUCGAGUCCGAUCCCGCGCGCCACCGCGCGGUGCGGGAUUUUUGCCGUCGAAACGCCCUCCAGGCGCGCGAACUCAGGGGGCGACCGAGCGAGAAUGCCGCCGCCGCCGAAUUCGACAAACUUCUGGGGUUGCUCAAUGUGGAUGAGGCCGAGUUAGAGCCCGUGGUGCCCCCCGUUGAGCAGCCUAAGGAGGUCUUAGUAAAUAGACCAAGCCUCAAAACUCAAGAAAUUCUUCAGAAAGCUAUAGGAUCCAUGCAAAGUUCACUUAUGGGGAUAACUAUCGGUGAUAUUUGA
This is a messenger RNA of Phytomonas sp. Hart1, 4623 nucleotides long. Lineage: Eukaryota; Euglenozoa; Kinetoplastea; Trypanosomatida; Trypanosomatidae. The record is from the annotation of a GenBank genome assembly.